This is a messenger RNA of Laetiporus sulphureus 93-53, 4115 nucleotides long. RefSeq lists its product as uncharacterized. The coding region runs from base 22 to 3846 and encodes 1274 amino acids. Gene Ontology annotation, biological process: positive regulation of DNA-templated transcription. Lineage: Eukaryota; Fungi; Basidiomycota; Agaricomycetes; Polyporales; Laetiporaceae. The record is from RefSeq and is a predicted model, not a curated record. Gene Ontology annotation, cellular component: Set1C/COMPASS complex. The transcript has 5 exons.
CCUCUACACUCGUCUUCUGCCAUGGCCUCUCGACGACUUGCUAUCUCUUCGUUACUAUGCGCCGAUGAUCAGCCCAAUUAUCCUCCGCCGUCCGGGUAUGCCCAACGCCAUUCUGCGUCGCCACUCUCACCCUCACAUACCUCGGCACCGUCCAGUCUCCAGCCUGUCACUCCGGCUGAGGAGUUGAUUGGUGACCGCCCGAAGGGCACGUUGGAUGUUACCUCUGCGUCGAUCGCUAGUCAUGAGAGCCCCAGCCGCGACGUCGUCCCUUUGUCACUACAACCAGUGCAACUCAGGAGACAUACUCCCCCUUCCGAUGACGAGGCGAGGCUUUCUCGACUACAACCGCGUACGGACCACGACCCUCACGUUCCUAAACACAUCGAAGGCUCAACAGAUGCUGUCAGGCGGUCAUCUCCUAUACCUCAUCACUACGAGCUUUCAAGCUAUCAUAGCCGGGGACCCCACCCGCUGGCCGAGGAGUCGAGCCAUGACUUCGCCGGUCAUCCACCCGAGUUGUCCCAUGACCUCUUUGCGAAAAGUGCUUCACACGGCAACUCGCAUCCUUCCGCACGACCGUCAUCUUCCCGGAGUACACAGUCGGAUUCACUGUCCCAUCCUCACUCCUACGCAAAGCCAAGUCCUUACCUGCGAGCGUCGCACUCUCCCUCGCACUCCUCGCCGUCUUCGUAUAGUCUGCCUCUGCCUCAGCGCCAGAGCUCACAUUCCCCUGUGCUCUCUGUUCGCGCUUCACCUGUCAACUACUUCCAGCCCGUAGGCCAGACACACUCCAUAUACGCUGGCGUUACAUCACACCAUCAGUCCGGGUCGUCUUCCAUCCGCAGUCCCGUGCUUACAGGCCCCGGUAUGUCCCCAAGCCAUUUUUCAAGUCAGCAACUAGAACCAGUUAGGACGCUUCAGACACAUUCCACCCACCAAAUGAUUCCUCAGCUCGUGGAUCAAAGCUUUGGUGUACGCACUGCGCUGGCCUCAACACCGAAGGUAGCGACAGCUGCGUCGCCGACGACACGGUCGGGAGAGGGUUUGGCUGGAUUGGAGGCACUCGCGCAGGUUGCAACUGAAGAACGCAGCAGGUUGAGCGGAGAAGCAACGAGCUCGAAUCAGGUCGGAGGACGAAUCAGCCCAGUCAUAAGCAGGAGUCCAGUGUCCGCGCGGACCGUGACACAAUCUCCAGUCAUCCCGCAGCCAGAACUCAAGUCAUCAUCGCCAACUUCCUCGCGUGAGGCUCUUGACCUGUGCGGACACAGCUUAAGCGUCACAACAGAGGAAUUGUCAUCCACUUCUGACAUUCCUUGUACGGACGGGGAGCCCCCUCGGAAGAAACAUAGAAAGUCUGGCGCAUACAGUCCCCGCUCUUCUGCUGUAGAACUAUCACCGGUUGUGCUUUGCGAACCUGUUGUCCCUUUGAUGGACAACCCACUCCCCGUCUCGUCUCCCAGUGCCCUGCGCAGUGCAGGAGGACCUCUGAAGCAGAAUACUGGCAUUCACAGUGGUCGACUCGGUGGCCAUCUCGUGACCGAGACUUCAACGGGUCGCGCGACGUUUGUGGACGACCCAUCCGUAGGUGAGGAACAUCCACAUCAGGCGGCAAUUCCUUUACCGUCGGACGGUGGGCGUGAUAACAAUGUCACUGGUAGUCAUGAGGCUCAAGAGAAGAAAGAAAAGAAGAGACGUGAGAGGCCGCCACCAAGGACGGCUGCGCAUUCCGCAUCGAAGGAUCAUGGGAAGCGCGUCACCGUUCAUGAGGAGAACGCAUCCCGUGAGGAGGAUCCCCAUGAUUGGCUCCUCGAGCAGUAUUCCGCUGCAUCACCUUCAGGAACGACCGCGCAAGUCACUCGCACUGACGAACAGACAUCUCAGUUACAUUCUUCGCAUGGCGCCAGCGGUGCAAUGGAUGAGCUUGCGAUGCGUCAUAGCUCAGGAAGGGAUGCGUCUCGUUCCCCCGAUAAACCAAUGAGGAACCCAACUAGGACACCGACACCCUCGGCUCUCCUUGAGGAGGAGUUAGAUGAAAUCAUUCAUUCGCAUCAGCCAAGUAGGAAUGAUGUGGCGCGCGAUGUUGACAUGGAGUUCGAUGUUGCUGCCAGUGUCUCCUCCGCUCAUGCCAAAGAGAUGGAUGAUCUGAUGGACAUCGAUGUCGAUAAUGAGCUUCUGAGUCUUCUGGACGACCAGCCACAUGAAUCGUACUCGUCGCGUCACAAACGCUCUCAACAGAUUUAUAAGCGGUCGAAGUCCUCACAUUCGAGCAGUGCGGUGAUCGUCGCAUAUCCAGACCGCUUGUUUCCUGACGGGCUUUCUGCCGAUGAUCGCGAUUCUAUGCCGCCUCCUGCAUCGCCAAGCAAAGACGAAUCGAAAGGUACUUUCGAAAGCAUGAGUGCGGCCCCAACCCACAAGAAGAAGGAUGCUUUACUGAAGCCUGCGCCGAAGUCCAAGGCACCACCGAAGUCGAAGGAAAAGUCGACGACCAAGGCAAAGCCAAAGAACAAUAAAGAUGCUGUGGGGACUGCUGUACCUGGGUAUCUCGCUCCGUCGGUGUCCACAACCUCGUUGAAGAGCAAGAAGACUCCAGGUCCAAGUAAUGCAGGGGUCAAGCGGACUGGUUCUUAUGCUGCGGGGCCGUCUCGCUCGCGAUCCACGUCGAUCAUGCCAGGUGGCUCUGUGGGACCCGACACCGACAAUAAGGGCCAGUCAAAUGAAGUAGAAGAGAAGGACUCAGAGCGGGACGAUAAGCUGUAUUGUAUCUGUAAAACCGGCUAUGACGAAGACAGGGUCAUGAUUGCGUGUGAUAGAUGCGAUGAAUGGUAUCACACCCAGUGUGUCAACAUGCCUGACCUGGAAGUAGACCUCGUUGACCAAUUCAUUUGCCCCAUUUGCGUGGAAAACAACCCUGGCCUGAAUCUCAAAACGACCUACAAGCGUCGUUGCUUGUACGGCCUUGAGCAUCCGGAUCCGACCUCCGCAAGUGCAUGCCAUAAGCCCGCCCGGGGCAUAUUCUCUAAAUUCUGUUCCGAUGAAUGCGGCAUUCUGUGUAUGCAGUCUCGUAUGAAUGGCUGGCAAGGGGAUAAACACAGAUUGUGGGAGAGCGUAAAGGAGUCGCAAAAGCGCGAGGGUGUUGUGGUGCGCGUCCUAGAUGACACAUGUGCCAGGACGAAGCCAGACCGUAGAGGGCAAGACAAGAGCCCGAGGGACCAGGAUCUUUCGUUGGAAGUCGUGCAAGCUUCUGUCAUGAAGGGCGAACGUGAAAUCGCCCGUCUUCAUGGUCAAUUGCAUAAGAUUGCCAAGAGGCGGGAUGAGCUGAAGAAGGACAUGGAAGUGGUGCUAUGGCGAGAGAAGUUGGUACGAUUGGCAAGCGAGCGCGCAGACGGUCUAGACGAAUGUGGCUGGGAUCAGCGUCUUUGUUUCGACGAGGAAGAGUAUGCCGAGUUUGGAGCUGAUGCCUUGGACAGUUACAAAGAAGCUGUUCGGAGGGCCGAUGAAGAUGACGCAGAUGCAAUAGCCCAUGACAAUAUGCAAGCAGAGCACGGAGAAUGGUGGUGUAAGGGGAAGAAGAAGUGCGAUCGACACGCAGGAUGGCAAAAAAUGCGGCUCGCUGAGAUUGAAUAUGAACGUGAGGUCCAGGAGAAAGCGCUAUCAAGGCUCACGGCUGAAGAACGUGAGAUACGGAAGAAGAUAGAAGAUGGUAUGGACGUAGGGGCGCGAGGAGCCCAGAUGGCUUCUCCCACGACUCCUUUGCAGCCUCUGAACGGUGCGGCCACCGUCAAUGGGCAUCCUCAAGUGCAGACAAAUGGCGAUGCUGUCAAGAAGGGCAAGAAAAAGAAACAUUAAGCUACCGUCUUGCUGCCUGCGUCUGAUUCCCUUGUGCAUGCAUCAUUGUUCGUGUACCAUCAAGUCAGCUUAAAGAUGUACAGAUGAUGAUUCAAUGUGCGCUCUGUUACUGUAGCCAGAAUUAAUAUUAUGGAGGGAAAGGCAGCGCAAUACGAAAAUGAAGAUGGCUCUGGCGUAAUGAAUCUGCCAACAUUGAGCCCAUCUCUGUAAGAGUACGAGAAAGGUCUGGAGAUAUGUUACUCGGAUACUCAGUAUCCGUCUCCUUCACC